UGGAGCGUCCGCUGCGGGGGCUUUGUUGGGAAGUGGAGUGUGUUGUUGAGGCGGCGACAGAACAAUAAGAAAACCCACUCCCACUCACACAGGCUCCUGAGCGGUGACUCAUGUCAGCGCGUUGGGUGUUGCUGCGGGGGCUUCCUGACCCCUGGCUCUGGACAAAAGGCAGGAGGCUGAAGAAGGUCCUGCAACAAAGUGAGGGAGAGCAACAUGCCGUCAGGGGGAAAUGUCUGCGGAGACGAGGGAGAGCCGAGCAGCGCCACUGAGGCCCAGCCUCUGCCGGCCCCCGCUCCUGGAACAGAGGCCUCUCAGGACCCGGACGCGUCACAGAAGGCUCAGCGUGACCUCCUGAGGCCAACGUGCCCUCUGUGCGGCCUCCCGCUCCCUGAAAACAGACUGAGAUCUGCCUCGCCGACUCCCAGCCGAGCGCAGGGAUCAGAGGCGUCGGCGCACAGCGGCGCCAAAGGCAAAGGCAGAAGGCGGAGCAAGAGAGGCGGGGCUGGAUCCCACCAGGCGGCUCCUACGCCUGCAGACUCCUGCUUCCAGCUGCUGCUGGCGUGCCUGUGGUGCCGCUUCUCUGCGGCGCUCCUGGGUCUGCUGGAGGCCUGCUCCUCCUGCUGCCUUCUGGGCCUCUGCUCGCCCUGCUGCUGCCACGGCUGCGCCCGCUGCUGCUCGGCCGUCCUGGACACGCCCGCCGAGGAGCUCGGCUGCCCCGCCCACUGCCACUCGGCGCUGUUCGAGUCCUGCUGCGAGCCCACCGAGUGCCUGGAGUUCUGCCUGGACUGCUGCGAGAUCUGCCACCGCAGCUAGGCCUUGUGAUGGGAUGCACAGCGUUGGAAACAAAACAAAAAAAGUUUUGCACUUAUCUUCAAUAA
Messenger RNA from Fundulus heteroclitus (mummichog), 878 nucleotides. Its product is annotated as myoD family inhibitor domain-containing protein. NCBI's taxonomy places the organism in Eukaryota, Metazoa, Chordata, Actinopteri, Cyprinodontiformes, Fundulidae. The transcript has 3 exons. The coding region runs from base 214 to 813 and encodes 199 amino acids. The record is from RefSeq and is a predicted model, not a curated record.